This is a messenger RNA of Fibroporia radiculosa, 966 nucleotides long. RefSeq lists its product as uncharacterized. The transcript has 6 exons. Bases 1 to 966 code for a protein of 321 amino acids. The record is from RefSeq and is a predicted model, not a curated record. Lineage: Eukaryota; Fungi; Basidiomycota; Agaricomycetes; Polyporales; Fibroporiaceae. Gene Ontology annotation, biological process: rRNA methylation. Gene Ontology annotation, cellular component: mitochondrial matrix. Gene Ontology annotation, molecular function: rRNA (adenine-N6,N6-)-dimethyltransferase activity.
AUGCCUCGAGCGACUUCCGACCGGUUCAGCAGGGCGCACCAGCCUUCAGCUAAGCCCAAAGCUUCCUCCGAGUCGAACACUUCGGGUUCAGGCGUACAUAACCCUAUAUUCAAUACAGAGCGGUUCGGCCAGCAUAUCUUAAAAAAUCCACAGACGGCUCAAUCCAUAGUUGAUACGGCAAAUUUACGACCUACGGACAAAGUACUAGAAGUUGGUCCGGGUACAGGAAAUUUGACAGUGCGGAUACUGGAAAAAGCGAAGCAUGUCACUGCAGUCGAGAUGGAUCCGCGGAUGGCUGCCGAGCUCACGAAGCGAGUACAGGGAAAACCUGAGCAACGCAAGUUGGAAAUCAUGAUCGGGGACUUUGUCAAAGCGACACUGCCGUAUUUCGAUGUGUGCAUAUCAAACACCCCAUACCAAAUAUCAUCGCCGCUCGUAUUCCGCCUGCUCUCACACCGUCCACUAUUUCGCACAGCCAUUCUCAUGUUCCAGCGCGAAUUCGCCCUUCGACUCGUCGCGCGGCCAGGGACGGAACUUUGGUCACGAUUAUCUGCGAACGUGCAAUUAUACGCGAAGGUGGACCUUGUCAUGAACGUCAGCAAGAACAACUUCCGCCCACCGCCGAAGGUGGAGAGCAGCGUUAUCCGAUUAGUUCCCCGCGAUCCUCCACCACCGGUCGAGUUUGGGGAGUUUGAUGGACUGCUGAGGAUUGUCUUCGGGAGGAAGAACAAAACGGUGCAUGCCAAUUUCCAGGCGAAGGGCGUGACAGAAAUGCUAGAGAGUAAUUGGCGUACAUGGGCUUCGGUGAAUAAUGUGAUGAUCGAGGAUGGAAUGAAUAUGAAGAAGAAAGUUGAAGAAGUUCUUCAGGAGACAGGCUUUUCGGAGAGUCGGCCGGCAAAGAUGGACAUCGACGACCUUCUCAAGUUGCUGUCCGCUUUCCAUGACGUUGGUAUACACUUCGCGUAA